Messenger RNA from Oncorhynchus kisutch (coho salmon), 1734 nucleotides. RefSeq names its product cell division control protein 42 homolog. Lineage: Eukaryota; Metazoa; Chordata; Actinopteri; Salmoniformes; Salmonidae. Gene Ontology annotation, molecular function: GTPase activity; GTP binding. The record is from RefSeq and is a predicted model, not a curated record. Bases 236 to 811 code for a protein of 191 amino acids. Gene Ontology annotation, biological process: small GTPase-mediated signal transduction. The transcript has 6 exons.
AAGGACAAUGUAUGUAGUCUCUUUGGAGGACGUCUCUCUCUUUGGCUCUCUAGAUUUUCUUAUAUAACUAAACGGGAGGGUAGAUAAAAUGUAGAAGAUAUACUCACUAAAUGCCAUAUGAUGAGCCACAGAUGAACCUCAAGAAUAUUGGAGGCUGUGUUGAAUGAAACGCCUCCUUUACAGUGAUCAUGUGUAUGAAUCCCGGAUGUGACAACGCCUGUGUUGGAUUGAUACGAUGCAGACCAUAAAGUGUGUGGUAGUGGGUGACGGUGCAGUGGGAAAGACCUGCCUGUUGAUCUCCUACACCACCAACAAGUUCCCCUCGGAAUACGUCCCCACGGUGUUUGAUAACUAUGCAGUGACAGUGAUGAUCGGAGGGGAGCCCUACACUCUGGGGCUGUUCGAUACAGCAGGUCAGGAGGACUAUGACAGACUGCGACCACUCAGCUACCCUCAGACAGAUGUCUUCCUGGUGUGCUUCUCUGUUGUAUCACCUUCCUCUUUUGAGAACGUCCGUGAGAAGUGGGUCCCAGAGAUCUCCCACCAUUGUCCGCGUACACCCUUCCUGCUGGUGGGCACCCAGAUGGACCUGAGGGACGACAGCAACACAGUGGAGAAGCUGGCUAAGAACAAGCAGCGGCCCCUGGCCCCUGAGAGCGGAGACAAACUGUGCCGGGACCUCCGGGCCGUCAAAUACGUUGAGUGCUCCGCCCUCACCCAGCGAGGUCUGAAGAACGUGUUUGAUGAGGCCAUCUUGGCCGCGCUGGAGCCGCCAGAGACCAAGCCCAAGAAACGCUGCGCACUCUUAUAAGAAAUGUUUAAUUGGGCCUAAGAGCCAGGGGAAAGACCAGACGGGGGGAGACAGGCAGACACGGAGAACAGACAAAGCUGGGAGGGGUGUAAAGGGAGGGAGAAAGAGAGGACGAGUGAGACAUUUGUUUAAUAGUGCCUUCAGCGAUACAGGUGGGGAGGGGCGACGUUGCGUGGAUAGGUAACAGAGACCUAGAAAUACAUCCUAAUAUGUAAUAGAAUGUAUAUCUAUGUUUCUUGUAACAAGCUGAUCAAUUCUCUUCCAGACCAGAAAAGUCCUUCUUAAAAGGAGACCGACAGAGCAAUAUAGGGAAGAGACAAGGUUUUGAAACCUCUAUUGCCUUAAAGUUACAGUACAAACAAAAUAAGUUAGACAAAAGGAGGAAGAGACUGUGUGGAGUUUAUUUUGUGUUUGAUGAUACUUAAAAACUGACUGGAAAAAUGUGCUUAAUCUGUGCAAUCUAGACGCACACAGGCGCCAGUGCUUUACUCCCUUCAACCCACAACUGAACUCUUCUUCUUCACCCACUAUCUGACAUCACUGCUCCCAUGGAAACUACAAGUGCUUUUUAUUCCUCUUGGGAUUUCACUGCCCCCUAACAUGAACUGAAUUUCCACUUGCUUUUUUUUUUUUACAUUUAUUGUUUUAGAGAUGAUGGUAUAUUAAUGACGAUAAUAAGAGUAUUUUUUUGCCCCUUUAUUUCCGUGUUUUUAUUUGUAUUUUUUAUGGUUGUGUGCCAAUGUGUUGAGUGUCACUGGUUUCAUUUGACAUAACAAUCAUAAUAUGCCUCUAAUGACUACGUAGCUGGUUGUGAUGUCAGUAGUAAUAACAGCAAAUAGCAAUAAUGGUUAUGAGUAACAGUAAUAGCUGUAUUGACGCAUCAUCCAGUUGUUUGAAAUAAAUAAAAAAUAACUUGAAAAUGG